AUGAGAAAUCACACAGCAAUAACCACAUUCAUUCUCCUGGGAUUAACAGAUGACCCACAACUGCAGGUUCUUAUUUUUAUACUUCUCCUUAUCACAUAUGUGUUGAGCGCUGUUGGAAACCUGACUAUACUCAUUCUCACACUGGUGGAUUCUCACCUUAAAACUGCCAUGUACUAUUUUCUGCAAAACUUCUCCUUCUUAGAAAUCUCAUUCACUUCUGCCUGUAUUCCUAGAUUCCUAUACAGUAUAGCAACAGGUGACCGCACCAUUUCAUAUAACGCUUGUGCAUGUCAACUAUUUUUUACAGACUUAUUUGGAAUAGUAGAAUUCUUUCUUCUGGCAACGAUGUCCUAUGACCGUUAUGUAGCCAUCUGCAAACCCCUUCAUUACACGACUAUCAUGAAUCACGUAGUCUGCAAAAGACUAAUCUCUGGCUGUUGGAUCAUUACACUUUUGAUUAUAUUUCCACCUCUUACUUUGGGACUUGGAUUGGAAUUCUGUGACUCUAAUAUCAUUGAUCACUUUGCCUGUGAUGCUAAACCUAUUUUGAAGAUUUCAUGCUCUGAUACAGAGUUCAUAGAGAAAAUGGUUCUCUUUUUCUCAGCAUUUAUUCUAAUAGUGACUUUAAUGUUUGUAGUUUGGUCCUAUGCAAGUAUUAUUAAAACAAUUCUUAGAUUUCCCUCUGCUCAACAAAAGAAAAAGGCAUUUUCUACGUGUUCCUCUCACAUCAUUGUAGUUUCUAUAACUUAUGGAAGCUGUAUCUUCAUCUAUAUCAAACCUUCUGCAAAGGAUGAAAUGGCCACAAAUAAAGGAGUAUCAGUUUUAACUACUUCCAUCUCCCCUAUGUUAAAUCCAUUUAUUUACACUCUGAGGAACAAACAAGUAAAACAAGCCAUAAAUGACCUAGCUAAAAAAUUACUGUUCUCAAGACAUUAA
Suncus etruscus (white-toothed pygmy shrew) is the source of this 936-nucleotide messenger RNA. RefSeq names its product olfactory receptor 6C2-like. The coding region runs from base 1 to 936 and encodes 311 amino acids. Lineage: Eukaryota; Metazoa; Chordata; Mammalia; Eulipotyphla; Soricidae. Gene Ontology annotation, cellular component: membrane. The transcript has a single exon. Gene Ontology annotation, molecular function: olfactory receptor activity; G protein-coupled receptor activity. Gene Ontology annotation, biological process: G protein-coupled receptor signaling pathway. The record is from RefSeq and is a predicted model, not a curated record.